Molecule: messenger RNA, 3024 nt
Organism: Ochotona princeps (American pika)
Lineage: Eukaryota; Metazoa; Chordata; Mammalia; Lagomorpha; Ochotonidae
Gene: CC2D1B
Product: coiled-coil and C2 domain containing 1B
Exons: 25
Coding region: 141-2711 (856 amino acids)
Biological process (GO): regulation of transcription by RNA polymerase II
Cellular component (GO): nucleus
Molecular function (GO): RNA polymerase II cis-regulatory region sequence-specific DNA binding; DNA-binding transcription repressor activity, RNA polymerase II-specific
Source: RefSeq, a predicted model, not a curated record
GGCGCGGUCACGUGUCAGGCGCGAGCUGCUCGCCGGGCGGGAGCUUCCUGUGGCUGCGGCCUCCGCCGCCGCGGGCCGUGCCGGGCGGGACGAGGCCCGGGUUUGAUUUGCGUCCGCAGCGAGGUGUCUAGGCCGCCAGGAUGCCAGGGCCAAGACGUCAGAAGGCCAGUGGCCAGGGGGUGGCAGCUGCCAAGCAGCUGGGGCUCUUUGUGGAGUUCAGCCCAGAGGACAUGCUGCUGGGGAUUGAGGAGACCGAAGGGGAUGAAGCUGACUCGGACCUGGAGGCUGAGCUGCUUGCCCUCACCGGGGAAGCAGAGACCACAGACAGGAAGCAAGCUCCCACGAGGCAGGCCCCCCUGCCCAUGGCCCACAUCGAGAAGUUGGCAGCAGACUGUAUGCGAGAUGUGGAAGAGGUGGAGGACGAAGAGGAUGGGCUGGAAGAGGAUGCAGACCUGCUGACUGAGCUGCAGGAGGUCCUGGGUGCAGAUGAAGAGGUGGGGCCGGGGGAUGGUGAGGAGGCACGCAGUUCAGGCCUCGACCCCAAAGAGGAGCAAGAAAGCCUCACCCCUCCAGCGCGGGCUGCCCUGACAACUGCUGCCCCUGAGCUUCAGGCCGGAGAGCCUCAGGGGCUGCAGGCUGUGCUGGAGGAGCGGAUCCGCAACUACCGGGAAGCAGCGGCCAGCGCCAAGGAGGCCGGGGAAGCGGCCAAGGCCAGGCGCUGCGAGCGAGGCCUGAAGACUCUGGAGUCCCAGCUGGCCGCUGUGAGGAGAGGCAGGAAGAUCAAUGAGGAGGAGAUUCCACCUCCAGUGGCUGUAGGCAAGAGGCCUCUGGCUCCCUUGGAAACAGCCCACAGGACCCUGGAGACAGAACCCCCUGCUGCUACCACCACAGAGCCAGAUGACUCCUCCCACCCUGAGACAAGCCUCUUGGAAAACCCCAGCACUUCUGACACACCGGCACCAGAUUCAGAGCCUGACCCACGGAAUCUGCUGAUGACGCGACAGAGAGAGUACAAAGUGGCCGCCCUCAGUGCCAAGCGGGCUGGAGAUCUGGAGCAGGCCCGGGAGCUCAUGAGGAUUGGGAAGAGAUUUGGCGCCGUCCUGGAGGCCCUGGAGAAGGGGCAGCCUGUGGACCUGAGUGCCAUGCCCCCUGCCCCUGAGGACCUGAAAGCCCUCCCCCAGACCUCAAAGGACCCCAGGGAGCCCCCUUUCGGAUCGCCAGCGGUGGAACAAGUGCAGCCAGUGAUGGCUGCCAACAUCCCAGCAACCCCAGCAGCUCCUUCAGAGCCACAGACAGUGCUGGAUGCCCUGCAGCAGAGGCUGAACAAGUAUCGGGAGGCCAGCGUCCAGGCCCGGGCCAGUGGGGAUGAACGGAAGGCCCGGAUGCAUGAGCGCAUUGCCAAGCAAUAUCAAGAUGCCAUUCGACUACACCGAGCAGGACGAAAGGUGGAUUUUGCUGAGCUGCCUGUUCCCCCAGGGUUUCCCCCCAUCCCUGGCCUACAGCCCUCUGUGGGCACAGAGGAGGAUGCAGUGGCAGCGACGCUGGCAGCUGCCCAGAAACUGGCCUCUUCAGAUGACACAGCCCUGGCAGAUGAAGACGAGGAUGAGGAUGAGAGUGAGACCCCAGCCCAGGCUCCAGUGGCCAAGAAGCCAGCGCAGCCUCUCCCCGCAUCAUCACAGCCCUUGGCUGGACCCAAGGCCUCAAGUUCCAAGGAGUCCCUGAGUCCGUCUGUGCGGGAGCAGCUGGCACUGCUGGAGGCACGAAAACUGCAGUACCAGCGGGCAGCUCUGCAGGCCAAGCGUAGACAGGACCUGGAGCAGGCCAAGGCCCACCUGCGGGUGGCCAAGUGUCUAGAUGCUCAGAUCAUCCAGGCCCGAGCUGGCCGGCCUGUUGACCUGUCCCAGGUGCCUUCACCCUUGACGGAUGAGGAGGGUGACUUCAUCCUCAUCCACCAUGAGGAGCUGCGACUCUCCCAGAAGGCUGAGGAGGUGUAUGCCCAGCUACAGAAGAUGCUUCUGGAGCAGCAUGAGAAGUGCCUGCUGUUUUCCAAGCAGUUCAUGCACCAGGGCAAUGUGGCUGAGACCACCCGGUUUGAGAAGCUCGCUCAGGACCGCAAAAGACAGCUGGAGAUGCUGCAGCUGGCCCAGGCCCAGGGCCUUGAUCCUCCCAGCCACCACUUUGAGCUGAAGACAUUCCAGACUGUGAGGAUCUUCUCAGAGCUCAGCAGCACAGAAAUGCACCUGAUCAUUGUUCGGGGAAUGAACCUCCCAGCUCCACCAGGGGUGACCCCUGACGACCUGGAUGCUUUUGUGCGUUUUGAGUUUCACUACCCUAACUCGGAUCAGGCCCAAAAAAGCAAAACAGCUGUGGUGAAGAACACAAAUUCUCCAGAAUUUGAUCAGCUCUUCAAAUUAAACAUCAACCGAAACCACCGGGGCUUCAGGAGGGUGAUCCAAAGCAAAGGGAUCAAGUUUGAGAUUUUCCACAAAGGGUCCUUCUUCAGAAGUGACAAGCUGGUCGGCACAGCACAUCUGAAACUGGAGCGGCUGGAGACCGAGUGUGAGAUCAGAGAGAUUGUGGAGGUGCUGGAUGGCCGGAAGCCCACGGGGGGCAAGCUGGAGGUGAAGGCGAGGCUGCGGGAGCCUCUAAGCGGCCAGGACGUGCAGAUGGUCACUGAGAACUGGCUGAUCCUAGAGCCACGAGGCUUGUGAGAAUAUAAAAGAUGAGUUCCAUGACGACGGGGCCCUCACUGAGCUGGCAGGCCCCUCCAUGGAUCACCGGCACCAAGGCGCUGUCCAGAUCGUUCAUGUAUUGCGAGGGAAGGGGCUGGCCAUUGCUCCCUGCUUGAUAGCCAACCUAUACCACAGAGAGAAGGGGAUGAAGGUUACUGGACCGAGAUGAUCUUAUCAGAGUCACAGGGGCUGAGCAGGAAAGGAGAUGUCCUUGGCCAUGGGCUAUCCAUACAACAGUGAGUACAGAUUGCGCCUGUUCCCUGAACUGUCAUUAAAUCAUCCCAAUCACUCA